This is a messenger RNA of Coregonus sp. 'balchen', 3288 nucleotides long. The record is from the annotation of a GenBank genome assembly. Lineage: Eukaryota; Metazoa; Chordata; Actinopteri; Salmoniformes; Salmonidae.
UAGACAAAUCAUUCAUCAACCACUAGAGAGCGCCCUCAAUACGGAAGUGAAGCUGUCAGUGCGAGACAGGAAAUGAAAGCAGGAAUCUUUUAACGGUGAAAGGAGCACAGACAGAUUGCAGUAUUCUUCCUAAUUCUUCUUUAAACAACAAAACAUAACGUCAAAAUGUCGAAAAAUACUGAUUCGAACCAAUUCAGGAAGGUGGACGUUGACGAGUACGACGAGAACAAAUUUGUCGAUGAUGAUGAUAAUGGAGAGAGUCAGGUCGGCCCAGAUGAAGCAGAAGUGGAUUCGCUGAUCAGACAAUAUCCUUUUACAUUGAUUUGAUUUACUAAGUGCACGGUUACAUUUGAUAGAGUGGUGUGAAGCCGAUACAGAUUUGCUGUGCUUUGUCGUGAUAUGAUGUUGCAGAAUGAAGUCGAUGCUUUUGCGCGUGUCACUUCAACUCAGGGCGUGGUGCUCUCAUGUCAUUUUAUUAUGACGAGAAAAUACAAUACAUGUUGUGCAGUCAGAUUUGGUGUUGUAUUCAGUAGAAGUUUAGUGGUGGUAGUAGUAGGCCUAAUAUUUUUUGUUUAUGAUCUGAAGACAGUAAUUUGUUUCAAAGCAGGUUCAGACAAGUUGAGGUUAGGAAGUGAAUUCCAGCAGUCAGUGAGUCAUUGAGUUUCUGAAACAUAAAAGCAACAUGAUUUGAAGAGGUGAAUCAAGCUGACCAUGGCUGUCUUAUCAGUGUGAAACUGUGUUGUGUGUUGUGUGUUGUCAUUCUGUCUGUUUUCCUUAACACUGUGAUGCACAGGCAACCUGAUGGAAGCUCUGCAGGCUGUGCUGAAGAAUCCCCCAAUCAACACCAAAAACCAAAAUGUUAAGGUGAGCCUUCAUUACAACACAAUAGAACCGUUUUGAGCAUUAAUAACAGUCCCAUGUGAAACAACUUGCCUUUGUGUUCCUCAAAAUACACUUUGAGCUUCCAUCUCCUCAAAACUGAACUGUAUAGUCUGUGGUUCACACAUCACGACAUCAUAGAGUUGAGGCAUGUGAAAGUGUGUACUUCCGUAGCAGAAGAUACUAAAAUAACACUGUGUGUGUGAUUGUGUGUGUGCGCUAUAGGAUCGUGCUGAAGCUCUGGUGCUUAAAGUGUUGAGCGCCUUCAAGAGUAGUGAUAUUGAGAAGGCUGUUCAGUCUCUGGAUAAGAAUGGAGUUGACCUGCUCAUGAAGUACAUCUAUAAGGGCUUUGAGAAUCCCUCCGAAAACAGCAGUGCUACCCUGCUGCUGUGGCACGAAAAGGUAAGACUUAUCCUUAUUGGUGUAUGGCUGGAAGCACUUAUGUAGGCAUGCUAAAGCCUGACUGAUGACUGAUAAAGCACAUGCAUGGAUUUCUAUUAUGAGGUGAUGACACUGAAGUACAAUUUAUGCUUAUAUUGCUGUUAUUGCUGGUAUUUCCAUAUAUCUAUCAUUUACAUUUCUAUCGCGCUUUUCAUAAUCUCAGAGCGCUUCAAAAGCACUGAAAACCCCCCAUAAAACAAUGCAUCAUCUUGAGUAGCCUUGUUAGUUCAACCAAUAGAGGCCAAGUCUUUGAGUGCAUGCAUCCUCCAAAGACGGCGAGGGACAGUUCAUGGCUUGAUCAGAGGAAGGUGGUCAGGGACAUGGUUGAAGAGUCUAUGUUAUGAUAGGGUAAGCCUCUCAGCUGUGGGAGGAUCCUACAAUUUUGCACCGAUUGUAUUCAUUUUAGGCUCAAAAGAAGCGCUUCGUACUCUUACAUCUGGUACACGUUAUAUUCCGCUAUGUUUUGUAUUUUUGUUUAUUUUCCUGUUUUUUGUUGUUUUGGAAUGUCCGGGAUCCCUGGGAUACAAUGCUGUGACAAUGUCAAUGAUUUAGCCAUUUGUAGGCACAUUUUGAAUCUGUAGAAUGACUAUAUUACCCAUAAUGUUCAUUGACUGGACAUUCCAAAUUAUCAUGGCAAUUAUGCGUCACAAUAGUAAUAGUAAUAUUCAGCCAGCAAUCUGCAGUAUCCAAGGUGCAGCAUCCUUUCAACUGCGCUGCUGCGCUUAUAGUCUAUGGCGGCACUGGCGGGCCUGUGCGUAAAAUCUUCAACAGCAGUCAGCAGAUCUCAUGACCCGCUGCCCUGUUUUCCCCAAUUCUUAAACUAAGCUUCAAAUCCUUUCAAAUAAUGCGGUCAAUUAGAGCAAGGUACAUAAUGAGUCAAACAAGCACUAGGCCUAAAACAUAGGCAACAAACGUGAGCUUUGCGCUCCCAGUUUUGAUGGGAGUCUUGCGUAACGGACAUGCAGGACCAUCCCUAACCUACAGGCCUACAGUUUUUUAAUAGAUAUGGAUAAGAUGGGUUCAUGGUAUGCGCAGUUGGUAGGCUCAUGGGUAGGCUCAUGGGUCCCGUGUGGCUCAGUUGGUAGAGCAUGGCGCUUGCAACGCCAGGGUUGUGGGUUCGAUUCCCACGGGGGACCAGUACGAAAAACAAUGUAUGAAAAUGUAGGCACUGACUACUGUAAGUCGCGCUGGAUAAGAGCGUCUGCUCUUAUGUAAAAAUGCCUAUCAAAACAUUUAAUUUUAAAUAGAAAGCAAGUGCCAUGAUCCCAAGGGAAAUAAGCCUAUGGGAGGAAUAUGAAUUUACAUUAAUUUAAAUAUUGUACCUGUAAUACCCACCCCCCGGACAAAAUAAAUACAUUGGUCACAAAAAAAAAGGCCUAUGGGAGUUUUUUCUAUAUCCAGUGACCAAAAACCUGAACAGAUGAACACAUUUUUGAUUUGCAGAAGGGGGGAAUUGCAUUGCAAUUAUGCAUCACAAUAGUCAUUCUAUUGUAGGCUUCUGUUUUUAAAUAGAUAUGGAUAACAUGGGUUCAUGGUAGGCCUAUCAAAGCAUGCCACACCAACACACGCACCAGCGAGUGGGCAUAUCGCACAUCUCACUGACUUUAGUAACGGUCCAGAAAGCAAGUGCCUACAACAAUUUUUUUUUUUUUAAAUGCUCCAGAGUUGAAAAUGUUGGUAUCCUAUCCAGAGACCAAAAAGCUGACCAGAUGAACAUAUAGGCUAUUACAUUUGCAGGAGGGAGGAAUUGCAUUGAAUCAAAAUAUUAAUGUCCAAUGGGUGCCGCUAGUUGCUGAUAUAAUGCUAUUAUUUGCAUUCACUGUAUUCAUACUGUGUGUGUAUCUUUCUGUGUGUGUUCUAGGCUCUCUCUGCUGGAGGAGUGGGCUCCAUCGUGAGAGUGCUGACAGCCAGGAAAACUGUGUAGAGCUGCACUGGACCUGACUGACUGCCACUGGGACCACUCACUCA